This is a messenger RNA of Dentiscutata erythropus, 473 nucleotides long. Lineage: Eukaryota; Fungi; Glomeromycota; Glomeromycetes; Diversisporales; Gigasporaceae. The record is from the annotation of a GenBank genome assembly.
AUUUGCUUCCACAAGAUUGGAAGAAUAUUUGUAUCGAUUAUGGAAAUUUAAAGACUUAUAUCAAAUCUAAUAUUACUCCAAAUACUUUAAAACUUGAAUUAUCUCAAAUGGUAUGGAAACCUUCAAAUGAAGACCAAUCAAAUUUCAUUCAAUUAGUUUCUACUCGUUUAGAUUCAGAAAUACAAAGAGUUUCAGAUUUUUUUAUAAAUCAAACAAAUUCUCUUAUCAAUAUUUAUGAAAAGAACGAAGGUGUUUAUUCCAAUGAAUAUGAUCUUGCGGAUUUAUUACAAUCAAUCAUAAAAUUAGAAAAAUUUGUUUUCCUUAAUUACACAGGAUUAGUUAAAAUAUUAAAAAAACAUGAUAAGUGUUCUGGAUUAAAUUUUAGUCAAGCUUAUCUUUAUCGAAUUGCUUCCCUUCCAUUUGUAAAUUCUGGAAAACUUUCAUCAUUAAAAAAGACUUUAAUGGAAAAACUG